AUAUUUUUAAUCCAUUAUUUAUGUAUUGACAGGAAAACAGUCUCACCUGUGAUGCUGGGACCACCCUACAACCACACAAUGGAAACCCCUGCCAUCUUCUUCCUUGUGGGUAUCCCAGGUUUGCAGUCUUCACAUCUUUGGCUGGCUAUCUCACUGGGUGCCAUGUAUAUCAUAGCCCUGUUAGGAAACACCCUCAUAGUGACUGUAAUCUGGAUGGAUUCCACUCUACAAGAGCCCAUGUUCUGCUUCCUGUGUGUUCUGGCUGCUGUGGACAUUGCUAUGGCAUCCUCUGUAGUGCCCAAGAUGGUGAGCAUCUUCUCCUCAGGAGGCAGCUCCAUCAACUUCAAUGCCUGUUUUACUCAGAUGUAUUUUGUCCAUGUAGCCACAGCUAUGGAGACAGGGCUGCUGCUGGUCAUGGCUUUCGACCGCUACAUAGCCAUCUGUAAGCCCCUACAUUACAAGAGGAUUCUCACACCUCAAGUGAUGCUGGGAAUGAGUGUGACCAUCACCAUCAGAGCUGUCAUAUUCAUGACUCCAUUAAGUUGGAUGGUGAGUCAUCUUCCUUUCUGUGGCUCCAAUAUGGUUCUCCAUUCCUACUGUGAGCACAUAGCUGUGGCCAAGUUGGCCUGCUCAGACUCCAUGCCCAGUAGUCUCUAUAGUCUGAUUGGUUCUUCCAUUAUUGUGGGCUCUGAUGUGGUCUUCAUUGUUGCUUCUUAUAGCCUGAUUCUCCGGGCAGUCUUCAGUCUCUCCUCAAAAAAUGCUCAGUUGAAAGCAUUAAGCACAUGUGGCUCCCAUGUGGUGGUUAUGGCUCUGUACUACCUACCUGGGAUGGCAUCCAUCUAUGUGGCCUGGCUAGGGCAGGACAUAGUGCCUUUGCACACCCAAGUGCUGCUAGCUGACUUAUAUCUGGUCAUCCCACCUGCUUUAAACCCCAUUAUCUAUGGUCUGAGGGCCAAACAAAUACGGGAGCGAAUAUGGAGCUUGCUGAUGCACUGUCUCUUUGAUCACUUUAAGAAUCAGUAUGUUUAA
This is a messenger RNA of Molossus molossus (Pallas's mastiff bat), 1029 nucleotides long. Its product is annotated as olfactory receptor 52I2-like. Gene Ontology annotation, molecular function: olfactory receptor activity; G protein-coupled receptor activity. The coding region runs from base 52 to 1029 and encodes 325 amino acids. NCBI's taxonomy places the organism in Eukaryota, Metazoa, Chordata, Mammalia, Chiroptera, Molossidae. Gene Ontology annotation, biological process: G protein-coupled receptor signaling pathway. Gene Ontology annotation, cellular component: membrane. The transcript is spliced from 2 exons. The record is from RefSeq and is a predicted model, not a curated record.